Messenger RNA from Oreochromis niloticus (Nile tilapia), 1554 nucleotides. RefSeq names its product V-set domain-containing T-cell activation inhibitor 1. Gene Ontology annotation, biological process: cellular response to lipopolysaccharide; immune response; positive regulation of T cell proliferation. Bases 81 to 1217 code for a protein of 378 amino acids. The record is from RefSeq and is a predicted model, not a curated record. The transcript has 7 exons. Gene Ontology annotation, cellular component: external side of plasma membrane. Lineage: Eukaryota; Metazoa; Chordata; Actinopteri; Cichliformes; Cichlidae.
CAGCAAACCAGCUGGGUCAGAUGUCAUGUGACGUCAUGUAGACCUAUUUACUCACAUUUUAAACGCUCAGAUAGCGUACCAUGAAACACAGCAGGAUAAUGGCCGGGAUCAAGUGUGUUGUGUUUUUGGUGGUCCUGACUUUUCAGUGGACUUUUGUAAAAGCAGAUACUGAAGUGUCCUGUGUUUAUAUGAAGAACUGCACAUUGCCAUGCAGCUAUGAGGGUGCUGAUGUAGUCAUCCACUGGUUUCAGGUGUCAGCAGGAAAUCUUUCCGUUCACUCAUUCUUCAAAAACCAAGACCAGCCAGAAAACUCAGCCCAGCACUUCAGAGGCAGAGCAUCAACCUUCAAGGACCAGAUCUCCAGAGGAAACGCCUCAGUCCUGCUGACAGGAGUGAAGGUUCAGGAUGAGGGCAGAUAUAGAUGCUACACCAGCACCACCAAUGGAAACAAGGAGUCAUUUAUCAACCUAAAGAUAGAUGCUCCAAUCCAUAAACUUACCAUUGAGCUGGCAGUAAAAAGGAUCACCUGCAGGUCAGAGGGGAUCUAUCCAAAGCCUGAACUCACCUGGGCCACCAGCCCUCCAUCCAAUCUUACAUUCAAGAACACCACCACAGUCCAGCAGACUGAACAGCAGCUUUACAACAUCAGCAGCUCUCUGGUCCCUUCAAGCAGUGAUGGGGAUGUGGAGUACAGCUGCACCAUCAGCACUCGCAGAAACAGGAUGGAACUAACUGUUACAAACAAAUUUUCUCAAGAUGUUCUUGAGCAUGAGAACACAAUCCCAUGCAGACCAUCAAACAUUCAACUCUCAAAUCUCAUUUGGAGAUUUAACUUCAAGGAGGUCAUCCUGAAUGGGACUGUCACCAACUACACAGUCUCAGAGAAAUGGAAGCAACAUGUGAAGAAGCUUUCAGAGUCAGGCAGCCUCACACUACAGAAUAUACCUGCAGAUCAGGAGGGAUUCUACACAUGUGAAGUCACUGAUGCUGAAGAGAUGACAAUAAGUCUCAGAUCUGUGGAGAUUCAUAAUGGAGCUAUUGUAGGAGGGGUGAUUGCAGCCAUUGUGAUUACAGGAGUAGUAGCAGCAGUUGGCUUCAUGCUGUACAAGCACAAAAGAGAGCAACAAGAACGACGACGCAGAGACAACGAAACACACACUAACACUGAACUUCAGCCCAUGACUGCUCCCAGCAGUGAUGCUUCAGCCCCGCAGUGAACCCUCUGCUCUCUCUAAGUGUCGGCUCUCUGCUCAGUAAAGCACAAACUUUCAUAAGUGAAAAACCUGCUGAAGACGACCUUCAUGAAUAAACACACACACACACACACACACACACACACACACACACACACACACACACACACACACACCAAAGAUAUUAAGGAUUGUGCAUUAAUAUAUGAUAUUGUGAAAACUGUUGUCGGAACCAUACUGAAUUUAGCCAGAUAAAUAUUUUAUAUAGUGAGAGAGAGAGUAUGCAAAUGCAUAACAAACAGCCAUUAUAAUCCAUCAUACACUGAGAAUAGCAGACAAAUCAACAGUACAGCUCUUCCAA